AUGAGUUUCCUUUUAGUCCUCUUUACAGCUCUAACCUUCUCCUUUGGAUUCUCUGCAUCUUCACCAUCCAAUCACCAAUACAAUGCUGGAGAUCAUGUUCCUCUGUUUGUUAACAAAGUGGGUCCAUUGGAUAAUCCCAGUGAGACUUACUGGUACUAUGACUUGCCAUUUUGCCAUCCAGAUAAUAUAAUCCUAAAAAAGGAAACACUUGGUGAAGUGUUGAAUGGUGAUCGUUUGAGUAGUAGUUUGUAUGAGUUGAAAUUCAAGGAGGACAAAACUGGGGUGACCCUUUGUGAAAACAGGCUUCAAGGAUAUGAAGUUGCUAGAUUCAGGGAUGCUGUCAUUGAUGAUUUUUACUUCCAAAUGUACUAUGAUGAUCUCCCACUGUGGGGUUUUGUUGGGAAAAUUGAAGAGCAAAGUAGGGUCCUUGGAGAGAAGAAGUUCAAGUAUUAUCUGUUCAAACAUGUGCAAUUUGACGUUCUUUAUAAUGAUAACCAAGUAAUAGAAAUAAGUGCUUUUAGUGAUCCAGAUCAUGCUGUCGAUAUAACAGAUGAUGUUGAUAUGGAUGUGAAGUUCACUUAUUCGGUUUUUGGAAAGCAACAUCAUCCAAGUUUGAGGCCAGGAUGGACAAUGUUCCUUAUGCGGUUUCUCAAGAAGGAUCUCGGAAAGUUUGCAAGUGGAGAUGAAGAAGAAGACAGGGAGGUCGGUUGGAAAUACAUACAUGGCGAUGUUUUCAGAUAUCCUCAAAACAUGUCCCUAUUUUGUGCUGUAUUGGGGGCUGGUACUCAACUGCUGACAGUGGUUUUCUUUUUAUUUGUUUUGGCAUUUGUUGGAAUACUCUACCCCUACAACCGUGGGGCACUAUUCACUUCUUUUGUCCUGCUAUAUGCACUUACAUCUGUGGUUGGAGGCUAUACUGCUGCUUCUUUCCAUAAUCAGUUUUCUGAAAAUGGAUGGGAAAGGAGUGUACUUCUUAGUGGGAUUCUCUACCUGGGUCCAUCAUUUGUGAUACUGUCCGUUCUCAAUACAAUCUCUGUAUCUUAUGGGGCCACCGCAUCACUUCCAUUUGGCACCAUUUUAGUGAUUCUUCUCAUUUAUAUAUUUUUAACCAUUCCUUUGCUUGCCUUUGGAGGGUUGAUUGGGCAUCGGUUUAGGUCUGAAUUUCAAGCACCUUCUGCUACAAAAAGUCAUCCAAGGGAAAUUCCACCAUCAGCAUGGUAUAAAAGAACACCAUGUCAAAUGUUUGUUGGAGGACUUUUACCUUUUAGUGCAGUAGCCCUUGAGUUACAGCACUUAUAUGCAAGCUUGUGGGGCUACAAAAUAUGCACCCUUCCUAGCAUUUUGUUUGUCACAUUCAUCAUCCUUAUCGUGCUGACCACAAUCUUGAGUGUUGGGAUGACAUACCUUCAGCUUUCUAUGGAAGACCACGAAUGGUGGUGGAGAUCUCUGUUGUGUGGUGGCUCGGUGGCCAUUUUUAUGUUUAGCUACAGCAUCUACUUCUUUUCCAGGUCGAGCAUGAGUGGUUUUAUGCAGCUAUCCUUCUUCUUUGGUUAUAAUGCUUGCAUGUGCUAUGCAUUUUUCUUGAUGAUCGGCACAAUCAGUUUCCGCGCUUCCUUCACAUUUGUUCGCCACAUUUAUCAGGCUGUUAAGAGUGAAUGA
Messenger RNA from Dovyalis caffra, 1659 nucleotides. Lineage: Eukaryota; Viridiplantae; Streptophyta; Magnoliopsida; Malpighiales; Salicaceae. The record is from the annotation of a GenBank genome assembly.